AUGACAUCCUAUUUUCAUUCCAUGGUGGCAAUAAUAGCUGCUCCAUUCGACUGCCAACCACCAUCAUUACAACCUUGUCAUCAAACCAUUCCUAUUGAUGAUCAUAAUCAUUUGAAUCCUUGUUUCGAUCUAUUGAAUGCUCAACAUUUGUUUCAAACGAACAACAACCACAACGCACAACAUUCCAAACACUUCUUAUUUCUCAAUCGGGAUAUAUUGAGUGAAAUCUUUUCAUUUCUUCCCAUGUCAAUGGUUUGGAGUCAAUUAAGAUUUGUUUCUCGAGAAUGGUCGGAGACAAGUAUUCGAACAAGAAGUUGUAUUGAUUUUGAUCAAUGUAGUGUGGAGGAGUUUCUCGUGACGAAUUGUGGCGUGAAAGAUUCUCAGUUGAAACAAGCUUGGGAGUAUUUAUUUGCUUACAUUUUGAGAAAUUGUCGAAAUUUGAAACGAUUUUGUAUCAAGUUGAGAGAGGAACGAGAAUUCUUUAAUAAUUCACAUUUGAAAAUGUUGGCUCAAAGACAUGGAAGGACUUUACAAGAAUUAGAAUUGACGAAUUGUGUCAAUAUUACAGAGAAUUUGGGUUUUGACAAAACCUUUAGAAAAUAUUUUGUGAAUUUAAGGAAACUCAGUGUGAUUGGAAAUCGAUUUAUUCAUCAUUCCGUUUUGAGACAUCUCACCAAAUUAGAAUCACUUCGAAUUGAAAAGUGUGACAAGUUUUAUCGAUCGGGAGAUUGCUCUCGUUCCUUCUCUCAAUCCUUAAUGUACUUUAAAACUGACAAGUGCUCACCAAAGCACAUCUCUCAUUUAAGGAACUUGAAAUUAUUGGAUUUGUCUGAGGGAUCCAUUGAAUCACAAAAUUUUAGAAAUUUGAGUGACCUCUCUACCGAUCACAUGCCAGAUUUAACUGCGAUCGAAACAGUUAAACUAGACCCUUAUGAAGUAGAACAUCUCUUGUCCAACAAUAUGAAGUGUAAGGUGUUGCUAAUUGUGGAGAAGAGAUGUCGUUUUCCAUUGGCAUGCAUGGAAAGUCUUCUUCAAAUUUAUUCGACUGUGAAAAUUAGUCUUCCAUCUUCCAUGACUCUCUUUUUAACUCAAAUACUGUCACUUUUAUCAAAAGCAAAUGUCACACAUUUGGAUGAUGACGAUCGAGAUCGAGUUCAGCGAUUGAAAUGUGCUUUUUCAUCCAUGUUAGAAAAUGUGCAUCAUGAAGAAAAUAACUUGUCACCAAUGACAGCAACGUCGAAUUUUAAGUAUUGGAAUAUUGAUAACUUUUUUGUUUAUCAUGAAUUGUUGAGAUGUCUUCCUUUUAGUGUGAGAGAACAAUUUUAUAUUGAAUUUGUGGAGAGAGAACGACAAGAAGAAGCAAGAGAGAUUAAAUUUCGAAUGCUCAAGUAA
Naegleria fowleri is the source of this 1392-nucleotide messenger RNA. RefSeq lists its product as uncharacterized. The transcript is spliced from 2 exons. NCBI's taxonomy places the organism in Eukaryota, Heterolobosea, Eutetramitea, Acrasida, Naegleriidae. The record is from RefSeq and is a predicted model, not a curated record. The coding region runs from base 1 to 1392 and encodes 463 amino acids.